CGCGCGAUCCAGCUCCGUGUCUUUUGUUAAGCGCGUGCACCGGAGUCGCUGUCAAAGCUCGCUCGCUCGCUGAUCAAUCCAACAAUCUCCAUACCUGGAACGACAGGGUUGUACGGACGCAGAGACGUGCCAUAUCUAUUGCUUUUGCAAUAUCCCGAACCAACAGCUUUUAAUUGACCUUAAAUAUGUCUACCAUCGUCUACCGUCAAACAGAUCAGGUUAUAAUGCACGAUCAACAUAGAAAAGGUUUGAGUCUAUAGCCAACGGGACACCCGAGGACUUGAUUGCAGUCACUCUAAGCCUGAGAGUUUGAGUCACCUCUGACCCCCUGCUGUGCCCUCUGGUUGCCUGGCAUUGCCUUUUCCAUCCACUUCCAGUGAAGUAAAACUUAGGCGCUCCCAUUCCUGGUUCUUCUUCACUCGUGCCUUUUCACGGCUUUCCCAAGUAAAACCAUCUCUCCCAGACAAACGCCAUUCGGUAUUAGGCUUAAUUUCCAAAAUGAUUCCCAACGGAUAUUUGAUCUUUGAGGACGAAAGUUUCCUGGAUUCCACCGUGGCCAAAAUGAACGCCCUUAGAAAGAAUGGACAGUUCUGUGAUGUGAGACUUCAGGUGUGCGGCCAUGAAUUGAUGGCUCACCGGGCAGUGCUGGCUUGUUGCAGUCCGUACCUGUUUGAGAUCUUUAACAGCGACCUGGAACCUCAUGGAAUCUCCCAUGUGAAGUUUGAGGAUCUGGACCCUGAGGCUGUAGAGAUCCUUCUCAACUAUGCUUACACUGCCCAGUUGAAGGCAGAUAAAGAGCUGGUUAAGGAGGUUUACUCUGCAGCCAAACGGCUCAAAAUGGACAGAGUGAAGCAGAUCUGUGGCGACUACCUUCUCUCCAAGAUGGAUUCCCAGAGUGUCAUCUCCUAUCGCAACUUUGCCAGUUGUAUGGGAGACGGCCGUCUGCUGGGCAAGAUCGACAGCUAUAUCCAGGAGCACCUUCUAGACGUGUCUGAGCAAGAGGAUUUCCUCAAGCUUCCACGCCUUAAAUUGGAGGUGAUUCUGGAGGAUAACUUGACCUUGCCUAGUAACGGCAAGCUGUACUCCAAGGUCAUCGGCUGGGUGCAACGCAGCCUGUGGGAAAAUGGCGAACCCCUGGAGCGACUGAUGGAGGAGGUGCAAACGCUGUACUAUUCGGCCGAUCACAAGCUGCUCGAUGGGAGCCUGCUUGACGGGCAGGCUGAGGUGUUCGGCACUGAGGAUGACCACAUCCAGUUUGUGCAGAAGAAGCCCCUACGUGAGAACGUACACCGACAGCUGAGCACCAGCUCCUCUGGCAGCCUCUCCCCUGGAUCUGCAAAACUUUCCUGCAAGCAAGAGUGGAAAUACAUAGCUUCUGAGAAGACGACCAACAAUACAUACUUGUGUCUGGCUGUAUUGAACGGCAUGCUGUGCGUGAUAUUUUUGCAUGGGCGUAGCAGUCCCCAGGCCUCGCCCUCAUCCACACCUUGCCUAACCAAGAGUCUGAGUUUCGAGGGCCAGCCGCUGGAAGAGAAACCUGAAAAGCUGAUGGCGCCCAUGCGAUAUGCUCGCUCCGGCCUGGGCAUCGCUGCUUUGAGUGACCAACUCAUCGCUGCAGGAGGCUACAAUCGGGAGGAGUGCUUGAGGACUGUGGAAUGUUACGACAUGAAGACUGACAGCUGGACUUUCAUUGCUCCAAUGAGGACUCCACGUGCUCGGUUUCAGAUGGCCGUGCUCAUGGAUCAGCUUUACGUGAUGGGUGGGUCCAACGGCCAUUCUGAUGAACUGAGUUGUGGGGAGACGUACAACCCCAGUGCUGAUGAGUGGACUCAAGUGCCGGAGCUCAGGACCAAUCGUUGCAAUGCAGGUGUCUGUUCUCUGAACAACAAGCUGUAUGUUGUUGGGGGAUCAGAUCCUUGCGGACAGAAAGGUCUGAAGAACUGUGAUGUUUUUGACCCCGUGAGCAAGGCCUGGACCAGCUGUGCCCCUUUAAAUAUCAGGAGGCAUCAGGCUGCCGUGUGUGAGUUGGAUGGCUUCAUGUACGUGAUCGGAGGAGCUGAAUCAUGGAACUGUCUGAACAGUGUGGAACGCUACAACCCAGAAAAUAACACUUGGACCCUUAUUGCCCCAAUGAACAUAGCCCGGAGAGGAGCUGGAGUGGCUGUCUAUGAAGGUAAACUCUUCGUGGUAGGCGGCUUCGAUGGCUCUCACGCUCUGCGUUGUGUUGAAAUGUAUGACCCUUCCCGCAACGAAUGGAGGAUGCUAGGGAGCAUGAAUUCGCCACGCAGCAAUGCUGGUGCAGCUGUGCUCAAUGGUGUCAUCUAUGCCGUUGGUGGCUUCGAUGGAAACGACUUCCUUAACUCCGUUGAGGCCUACAACCCUAAAACAGACGAGUGGAGCCCCUGUGCCGAUGCCUUCACCAAUUCCUAAGAGCCAGGGGUCAGGGAACCAAAUAGGGACGGGGGGGUUAUCUCACUCAAACUAACAGGCUUAGUGAUGUAAUCGUGCUUUGUGAUGUCCUGUAUGUAUGCGGGAGGGUGGAUGGGUGGGUUUUUGAGGUGUGAGGGUGGUCUCGUUGGGUUCUUCACAGGAGCCACCCAUGAGGCGGAUUUUUCUUAGUGUUUGGGUGGGGGAGGUCUGUUGGGGGUUGCUGAAAGCAACAUUAAGCCUUUGCAUAUUGCAUACUUUAUUUUCUGUUGUAAAUAUUGUUGUUUGUUGUUUGUUUUUUUUUUAAGAAGAAUGCCAACAUUAAUUGCACACUGAGUGUACCUUUUUGAGUUGAGUAGUUUUGAAUUUCUCAAUAAUUUUUAGCGAGUUGAAGACAGGAUUGAUUGGUGGAACCCAUUAAGGAAGUUUUAUUUUAUUUUUUUGCUCCAUGCUUAUACAAAGCCUUAUUUUACAAAACAUUCAAACACAUGGCUUUCCUUUUUGUAUCAUUGGCCAUGACGUAGGAUUACUGUACCAAUCUUUAAAGAUUGCCUUUUUUAUAUUUUUGAUACACUGCAACGUAACCAAUAGAUUGAUGGAUGAGCUAGCAGGCAUAAAACACCCAUGAGGUUAUGAACUAACCAGUGCCAGUUUAGUUACACUCACAUGCGUAUAGUUAACCACGCUUCAGUGCUCUUGCUCAUUAGAUCUUUUGUUACUUUUUUUUGUUUGACUGAUUCAAACAAGUGAAACGAUGCUCAUAUGCUCAUUUCCUUCUUGAUAUCCUCUCUUUUAAAUAUUUUCUGUGUUUAGCAAUUGGAAGAAACAAAAGAGUUUUUUGGUUCCAUGGUUUUGUUUUUUUCCUUAAUUAUUUGGCAGAUAAAAUUCUACUACAUUUGUUAUGAGCUGAUAUUUCCGUACUAAUAAAACCAUUUCAGCCUGUGAAAAUA
Messenger RNA from Pimephales promelas (fathead minnow), 3377 nucleotides. It is a transcript of the gene ivns1abpa, whose product is annotated as influenza virus NS1A binding protein a. Lineage: Eukaryota; Metazoa; Chordata; Actinopteri; Cypriniformes; Leuciscidae. Gene Ontology annotation, molecular function: protein binding. The record is from RefSeq and is a predicted model, not a curated record.